This is a messenger RNA of Colletotrichum navitas, 915 nucleotides long. RefSeq lists its product as uncharacterized. Bases 117 to 452 code for a protein of 111 amino acids. The transcript has 2 exons. Lineage: Eukaryota; Fungi; Ascomycota; Sordariomycetes; Glomerellales; Glomerellaceae. The record is from RefSeq and is a predicted model, not a curated record.
GUCGGCUAUAAACAUGGGCGUAUAAAACCUUCCUAACCCCUUCCCAUGAAAACGUUCGAAACCCAUUCAUAAGCAUCUUUGCAGACACAGGAUUUCCGCAAGCUCAAGUUAUCACAAUGCUCGUAAACCGCUCAGCCGUCUUAGGUGCUGCUAUCAGCUGCUUAGCUCUUGGUGUCUUUGGUUCUCCUACGCCUGGGAGGGGUUCAAAUAGUGGAAGUCUGCAGGCUAGUGGCUGGCUCGGCGGCGUCGACGUGAACUUGGCGUGUUCGAUCCAGAAGGGCGACGGAUGGACGUCCAAGAAGAAUGGAAACGGCUGCAACGACUGGCUCUGCAUAAAGGACGGCAAGACGGACAGCGUCAACAUGAAUACUGCCUGUGUUGGGCAGUAUUAUCUCAAUCAGGCAUAUGCUACAUGCAAUGGAGGCGUGUAUGACUGGGCGUGCUACCUCUGAGCUUGGGCAUCAUUUGGCUGCCGUUCAUCCUAAACAAAUCGGCCUGAUAUUUAGACAUUGGGGCAGUCGGACAACAGCCGAAUAUUUCAUACUGAUUGGGCCUGACGAUAGGGACUUGGUAUUAAGUCUUCUUGCUGGUAUAUGAAGAAUCACUUGAUCCCGUUCUCCGUGUUGUAUAUUUUGAAGGGACCACGAAAUGUGUUUAUGCGUUUACAUGCGUGUGAAUAUGGGCUUGGACGCGAGAUGAGGCGGGGCCUUAGUUACUAACUUAAUGAAGCUCGGAGUUUUCGGCUGGUACGCAUGCAGACGCCUUGUCGGUGCUCUCAAGAGGGCCUACGGGUCACUGCUACGAGGAUUAGAAGCUGCAGGCUGGAGACUGGAGGCUCAAGUCGUUCUCCUACUGCAACUUCUUGGUAACAUAAUUAUCCUAUAGUAUAGCUAGCUUUAACGAAGUAGCUAAAAG